AGAAGAAAUCUGACCCCCGAAACUAUCCAAAUAAGAUUGAGGCAUGUUAGACAAUAUGGAAACCAAGGAUUAAACACUGAUAAUAUCGUUAAUUUCCUCAAAGAUAACUUAACCAAAUAUAGCCCUCACCAUUUAAGAAAUUUGCGAAAUAGUUUGGCUUCUCAUGCUCGCUUUCAAAAGUCGGAAACGGAAAAGAAACAAGCCGAAGCCAAAAUGCAGGAAAUCAAUGAGGCUUAUACUUUUCUAUCUGAUGAAAAAAAGAGAAGACUUUACGAACAGCAUGAGAUAAAAGAAGGUAAAGUAGGAAUAAAAGAAAUAAAAGAUAGGGAAAAAGAUGAGUUUAUUGAAGAAGUGAAAAGUUCAAAACAUUUUUUUGACCCCGAUGAGUUUAACGGACACCUCAAAAGAACUCUCAAAAAGGCUGAAAUGCUUAAUGAAAGAAAGAAAAAUCUCAUUGACCAAGAAAAGAAUAAUUUUCUCCAACAAUUAAAAAAUUUGGCUGGUUGGGACCUGCUUGGUGAGGAACGUCAAGACGAGAUUAUUGAGGAAGUGAAAAGAAAUAGAACUACCGACCAAUUUUCGGACGUUCUGGAAAUGACGAAAAAAGAAAUAGCGAAAAUAAAGGGCGGUAAUGAAAAUGAUACAAAUUAUCUGAAAACGGCUGCUAAUCCGAAUGAAUUACAAAGUCGCGAAAGAGAAAUAUUAGAUGUCAUUCGUGCUGCCCGCCGGCAAAAAGUCUUAAGUGAGGCUAUUCAAAAAAUUAAAAAUGCUUUGAACCAGCAGCCGGUCAUUAAAAAUGGAGAAUUAAGAGAAAUCAAACAAAAAAGAGCCAAAAAAGAAAUCACUG
Messenger RNA from Racocetra persica, 847 nucleotides. The record is from the annotation of a GenBank genome assembly. Lineage: Eukaryota; Fungi; Glomeromycota; Glomeromycetes; Diversisporales; Gigasporaceae.